CCUUUCCUCAGCCGCCCAUUCCGCAGCCCAGACCAGACCUCACGAGACACUUCGAUCCACAUGGCGAUGCUUAGGGUUUCCCCGUCCCCGGCCGCCGCGGCCAACCAUGUCUCCGGACCUGCCGCGAACCCCGCCUCCGUCAGGGUGCCGGCGCCGCGCGUCUCGCCGUCCGCGUGCAGGGCGGCGGGCAAGGGCAAGGAGGUGCUCAGCGGGGUCGUCUUCCAGCCCUUCGAGGAGAUCAAGGGGGAGCUCUCCCUCGUGCCCCAGGCCACCGACAAGUCCCUCGCGCGCCAAAAGUUCGUCGACGAAUGCGAGGCCGCCAUCAACGAGCAGAUCAAUGUGGAGUACAAUGCCUCCUAUGCGUACCACUCCCUCUUCGCCUACUUCGACCGCGACAACGUGGCUCUCAAAGGAUUUGCCAAGUUCUUUAAGGAAUCAAGUGAUGAGGAGAGGGAGCAUGCUGAAAAGCUCAUGAAGUACCAGAACACACGUGGAGGCAGGGUCAGGCUCCAGUCCAUUGUCACUCCCUUAACAGAGUUUGACCACCCUGAGAAAGGCGAUGCUUUGUACGCCAUGGAGCUGGCUCUGGCUUUGGAAAAGCUGGUUAACGAGAAGCUGCACAACCUGCACACUGUGGCGACAAGGUGCAAUGAUCCUCAGCUGACAGACUUCAUCGAGAGUGAAUUCCUCUCGGAGCAGGUUGAAGCCAUCAAGAAGGUCUCCGAGUAUGUUGCCCAGUUGAGGAGAGUGGGCAAGGGACACGGGGUGUGGCACUUUGAUCAGAAGCUGCUCGAGGAAGAGGCCUGAAGGAAGGAGGGAAGGAAACACCCGUGGAGUAGUAAGGGUGGGAAGCUGCUCGAGGAUCAGAUUAUGCGGCUGGAGCAACCAAACGCUGGGUGUGGAUGUUUAGAGGGUCCUUUGCAUUAGGUCUCUGGGGUUGUGUAGUAGCAGUAGGACCGUGUUGCAUAGAUGCACUGAGAGGCAGUAGAACUUGUGAUGUUAUUGCUGUGGCUUGGGGUGCUCGUUCCCGCCCCAUUGCGAUUAUUAUGGGAAAUAAAAAUCACACAGAUUGCGAGCACCGUA
This is a messenger RNA of Panicum hallii, 1083 nucleotides long. Its product is annotated as ferritin-1, chloroplastic-like. Gene Ontology annotation, molecular function: ferric iron binding; ferrous iron binding. Gene Ontology annotation, cellular component: cytoplasm. Gene Ontology annotation, biological process: intracellular iron ion homeostasis; iron ion transport. The transcript is spliced from 8 exons. The record is from RefSeq and is a predicted model, not a curated record. NCBI's taxonomy places the organism in Eukaryota, Viridiplantae, Streptophyta, Magnoliopsida, Poales, Poaceae. The coding region runs from base 61 to 807 and encodes 248 amino acids.